Molecule: messenger RNA, 4158 nt
Organism: Anguilla anguilla (European eel)
Lineage: Eukaryota; Metazoa; Chordata; Actinopteri; Anguilliformes; Anguillidae
Gene: vps9d1
Product: VPS9 domain containing 1
Exons: 16
Coding region: 125-2188 (687 amino acids)
Biological process (GO): vesicle-mediated transport
Cellular component (GO): cytosol; endocytic vesicle
Molecular function (GO): guanyl-nucleotide exchange factor activity; small GTPase binding
Source: RefSeq, a predicted model, not a curated record
CUCUGUGCUCUUCCGGUUUUGGUUAGGAGAGCAAACAUCCUGGCGGUGUGCUUUCACCGCUUUAGUUCUGUGGUGUUUACCUCUGAAUAGCACACCCUUCUUGAUUUUACAGUCUCGCUCCACAAUGGCCUGCGCUGCGUCAGACGGUGGCCUGAAACCGCUUCAGAAUGCCAUGAAACUGGCCAACAUCGCUAUACAGCUGGAGGCGGGGAACAGACACAAGGAGGCUUACUGUGAAUAUUUGAGGAGCAUCAAUUAUAUCUCGCACGCGCUGCUGGAGGAUGCCUUGUCCAAUCCAGACAGAGAAAUGGUACCGGUGGAAGUGGAGAGGAUGCUGAGACUGGCUGAGCAGUGCCUGGAGAGACUCAAGUCUUUUGUAGGAAAGAGGGGUGAUCUCCCCACCUCCGCCCCCGCCCAGGCCCCGACCCCGACCCCCACCUCCGCUGCCCCGCCCAUCUCCAGCGCAAUGAAAAAUGAGGCUCACAUUGUGGCCUGUCCUGUGGACUUUGGAACUGUGUUGAUUUCUCCAGAGGUGUCACCCAUGGCCUUUGAGCCAGCUCCCCCCAGGCAGGCCCCCCGGCCAACUCACCGCAGGGUCCUGUCCGAGGGCGGGGGGGAGCUCUCCCCCUUCCUGCCCCCAGAGAUCUUCCAGAAACUGCAGGAGGCGGAGUCACAGGACAGCAAGAAGGAGCUCACUCCGAUUGAAGAGGCCUCUCGGCUGAAUCAGAAAUUGAAGGCAAACUAUGAGGCUCGUCUGGCACGACUCCAUCCAGGCCAGGCCACACAGAAGACCUCACUGACUCUCUCCCUGCAGAGACAGAUGAUGGAGAAUCUCAUUAUUGCCAAAGCCAGACAGGAUGCUCUCCACAGGAAGAUGGAGGAGAGGAGGCUCCGGCUGCAGGAGGAGGCCAACAGGAGGUUUGCUGGUUCAGAUAUGAUCACUCCAGAGGAGCAGGAACAGAGGCUUCUGUACGCCAAUGUACUGGAAUAUGAUCAGGACCAUGACUGGCCAAAACUCUGGAAAGCAAAUCUGAAGAAGAACCCCAAUGACAGUGCUUUGGUCUCAGGCCUGAUUUCCUACCUGCUGAGCUGCUCAGAGCACCCGGUGAUGAAGCUCCUGAAGAGGCUGCAGUACCGGGUGUAUAACCGCCUCUACCCCAUAGUGAGCAAGGGCUCCGCCCCCAGCCCCACGCAGCCAAUGAAGUCGUCGCGCAGCGCGCAGAACCUGCGCUCCGAGCAGCUCCCGGCCCCGCGCGGCCUCGCCCACAGCGUCUCGGACGCCUCCCUCUCCGUCUCCCUCUCCGUCUCCCGCGACCUCAACGCCAACGAGGAGGACUCCGCCCGCGCCCAGACCACGCCCCCCGCCCCGGACAGGGAGAACUCCUUCGAGGACCUGGAGCAGUACCUGUCCCAGCUGGACUGGAGCUCCGCCCCUGACUCCGCCCACAGUCAGCCAGGGGUGGAGGUGGAGACCUACAUCACCCGCUUGGAGGAGAGCGCUCUGAAAGAUCACCUGAGAGCCAUCGUCAAGGACAUCCACAAUGCCAUCGAUCGCCUGCUGUCUCUGUGUUUGCUAUCCUUUGAGUGUUUGAACACGGCAGCCGGCAAGGACCAAUGUGUGGCCUGCUUGGAGGAGGCCUUCUUCUGCCCGAUUUGGCGCCCCCUGCUGGCGCUGUUUAGACAGGUCUACAGAGAGAGGGAGCUGUCCUUCGGGGCCAGCAUGAGGCUGUACAGGAACGCCACCCCCGCCGACGUCGGUGUCGCGCCCAAACUGUUCCCCGAGGACCCGGCCCUGCUCCCCGGUUCCUACCCCUACGAGUCGGCGGUGCAGGAGCUGCAGCACCUCUGCAGAGAGUUCUGCCCCCAGCGCAAACUGGAGUGCAUCGUGCGGACAUUGAGGCUCAUCUGUGUGUGUGCUGAAGAUUACCGCGGCAUGCAGGACCCAGAUGUUCCGCCCAGCACGGCAGCGAUAGGGGCUGAUGACUUGCUGCCCAUCCUGUCGUUUGUAGCUCUUCGUACUGAACUUCCGCAGCUGGUGUCUGAGUGUGCUGCCCUGGAAGAGUUCAUUCAUGAGGGGUAUCUGAUAGGAGAGGAGGGGUACUGUCUCACAUCUAUGCAGAGCGCUUUGUCCUACGUGGAGUCGUUACACACAGGGAAGGCUCCGCCUCACUACCCUCGAUUUACCUGAGCCAGGUGAGCUUGUUGCCACAGGUGCCGACUCAAGAUGCAGAGUGGUGCGGGGGGGGGGGGGGGGUGUUCUUGGGGAGGGUCAGUUCCAGUCAGCUGACCUGCACUGCCCCUCCCUCCAAAACCCACAGGCACGCUCCAUAUGAAAUCUCCCGUACGCUCAGAACUUCGGCACCGCCCCCUGUGCCUCGCAGCGAAUCAACGUGGAGCGGGCAGAUUCGACGGCUGUCCGUCACACUGGAACUGCCCCCUGCUCUCUGUGGCGGGACCCUCGCAGCUGGCGUUGCCACGGGAGACAGUGGGGAGAGGAAUGUGGUCUGCUUAUUGUACAGUAACUUUUUGUGUCCAACAUUAUCAACUUAUGAGUGAAUGUCUUCAAAAUCACCAACUUAUUAUGAAGGUCAUAAGGGAGGAACAGUUCAGCACGCAGAUUUCAGCUAUAUAGUGGACACAUGGCCAGUUUAUGGACCAUAUUUACGGCACUGGACAGUUAACUUUUACAAUUUAUUUAAUCUACAUACAUCCACUGUUCUGAGUUUCCUCCCCCCCCCCCAAUUUAAAGUGCCUUUGCACCUGUACAGUUAAAAUUACUUCACUAUUCUAUGUAAGGUUGGUCAUUAUUAGUAUGUACAGAAAGGAAAGGGGGACUGAGUGGUAUUUCUACUGAUUUUAAUAUCCUGCUUUUAUUUUAGGAUCCUGUUUGUGAAUUAUGUAACUGUACAUAGGUCAGCAGGCUGGAUCAACAUGUAUAUGCAUGUAUAUUUGCCUGACUGUAUGCUGUACAGAACAAAUGUGAAAUUAAUAUUUAUAUAUUACCUCUGGAAUGUGUGAGCUGUGUGUAUGUGUGUGUAUGUGCAUGUGUGUGUGUAAUUCUCACACUAAUUCACUUGCUUACCUGAUUCAUGAAAUUACUUUUGUGUCAUUCAUAGACACUAAGUGUAUUCCCAAACACCUGCACAAAGAAUUGAUCGAUGUAAUCUUUCACAGAAGUUUUGUUAUGUUCUCCAAUAUGUCAGUAAGCAAAGAGGUGUUGCACACUGUGGGUUUUUCCUCUGUUGCCUGUUUUGAAUGUCAUUUCUACAGGGUGUCACUGGCACAUUCAGCAAGUUGAGUUUUUUCCACGUAGAAUGGGGGACGUACCCCCUCAGAAAUGGAUGGGAGUUCACUUUGUACGUCUUGUUGAGGCUUGUAUGUGAAUUGGGAGAUCUGGUACACAGCUAUUGGUCUGGUAGUUUAGGGUUAGCACUAAAUGCACUUAUCAAGGUUAGGAUUGCAACCGACGCAUGUGUUGCUGAGUUGUCGGUGAUGGGACACGGGGUGUGUGUGUGUGUGUGUGUGUGUGUGUGUAUGCGUGUGUGUGCGCGCGCAUGUGUGUGCAUGGGCGCUCAGACGCAAGCUGUGAACUCAAACAAUGUUAUACCUGGGAGAUGUGAAAAAUAACUUUUUUUUUUUCUUUCUUCUUUUAAUGGGUUCGUUUUACCGGUGUUCAGCUGGGAGGGUUCGGCUGCUGUGUUCCCGCAGUUUUUUUUAGUCCUCGUUUUAAAAUUUGUUGUUUCCGAUUUAAACGCUUUUUUUAAAUUGGUCUGUCAAAGAAACAAAAAAGUGUCCUGAGGGAAAUGUUGGGAGAGGAGGGAAAAAAAUGAGUGUGAGGGAAGUCUGUGUUCCGGCUGUUUUCUGUGAACUGUUAACCGCAGCUGGCCGUAGGGUGGAGGUCGGGUGGGUGUCCUCACUCAACUGUGGUUGUACUGCAGGGACAGGAAGUGACAUCAUCUGCUUGGUCACUCAGAGAAGCUGCUGUGGACUAGUGUGUGUGUGUGAUAUGUACUGUACAGAUGCUCCUCUGAUGUGCAUUACUGUGAAAAGCAGUGUCUGUUCAUUCUGACGUGGUCCUGUCCUGUCCCUCUCUCUCUGUGGUGAUGGGUGUCCAGUAUGUCAGUUUUAUAAUAAUAAAGUAAUUGGAAACAAGCUAAA